AUUCAGAGUGAGAAUGAUGGAUCGACGAAAAGUAGCCCAGUGAGCUUAACUAUAGUUGAUGAUGGGCCUCGAAUGGCCUAUCACACUCGUUUCUUUUCUUGUUCUUCUUCCCUUGCCUAGGCUUCUUGCCUUUACUAUUCAGUGCGCACCUUCGAAUCUCCAAAGCUCCAACCGGAAGAAUCUUUUCUGCAAAUCUUAACAGAGAAACCAGAGAGAUGGCCAAUUCGCUCGUAGGAAAAUCCAUAAAAGCAAUAAAAAAUCCGAAUCUUCUCACUGCGCUCUCAGCUUACCCCAUUCGCAAAUUAAGUUCCGCUGCCACCGUUGAACAGCCUCAGUCGGAGGGUCCCUCAUCGUCCUUCGCCUUUUCCUCUGACGGGAGCAAUGAGAAGAACGAGGAUAGCAUAUACGUCAAGGGACCAAAUUGUAAUCGCAGGCAAGAUGCGUCGUCUUCUUCAGUGACCAUGCCCAUGUCGUUCAUGACUGGGUCGAUUGUGGGAAAGCGGUUCUACAAGCAGGUAACAACGAGGGAGGCAGAUGAUGGGAAUGGUUGCACGGUGAUGCUGGACUAUAGAACUCUCAAGACGCCUUCCAAGAAGCCUCUGAAACUCCCUACUCUCGCUCUUGCUAAGGCCAUAGCUGCUGAAUGGGAAUAUCAGGAAAAAGAUGGCAUAAGGCCUUUCACAAUGCCUCUUAUGAAGCUUGCUUGUACGGCCCUGGAACGAGUUCCUGUCACUCGGACCAAAAUCAUUGAGAAUUUGAUGAAGAAAUUCAACCAAGAUCUAGUCUUUUGUCGUGCUCCUGGUGAUAACGAUCUUACAAGCAAUGUCCGUGAUCGCCAAGUGGAGAAAAUUGAUCCCCUGCUCCAUUGGGUGGAGUUGGAAUUUGGCUUCAAACCUACUGUCUACUCCAGCUUUUUUGGUGGAAAGCAGGAUGAUGGUCUCUGCAAGGCCGUAGAGAACCUUCUAAAGGGAACGGAUGAUUGUGAAUUGGCUUCAAUUGAUGCCAUCGCCGCAGCAGCUCACUCUUUAAUUAUUGCUAUUGCUUUAAUUCGUGGUAGACUGCAGAUUGAGGAAGCAAUCGAGCUUAUUAGACUAGAAGAAGAUUUGCAGAUAGACAAGUGGGGCCUGGUUGAAGGUGGGCACGAUGUGGAUAUUGCUGAUCUCAAGGUGCAGAUUUCUUCAGCCGCUGUUUUUCUUGGUUUGUCGAGGAGAAUAUAAUUUCUGCACAUCGUCUCUCAAUCCAAGUUAUCAUACGAAGAACUAGCUAUCAGGCUAGUUCAUGGAACAGGUUGUCGAUGUGAUAUCCAGAGCCUACUCAAGGUCGCGAGCAAUUUUGUAUUGUUGAUGAGUUAAUACCUGAUAAUUAGGAAUUUUCUGGGUGAUAGAAUAAGACGUCAACUUCAUUGCGUGAGAUGUUGCCUAGACUUCAUGGCAGUCAAUGUUUGGUUUGUGGGUUGGAAGAAGGUGAUGAAAUACGCCAUUGACACGUUUCAAUACAGAUGUCAAUGUUUAGUGAGUAGACAAACAAUCACGAUGUUCACAGAAAUAAAAGAAACAAAAAAGGAAUCACAAACACGAAUUUAGGUACGUAGUGCAUGAUAGAGCGUUAUAUUUUUGCCAAUGACAUAGCUUUGAGCAGAUGAAUAAUUGAAAAACUCGUAUGCAAGAAAUACAUUUACUCACAUUUUUGUUGCUA
This is a messenger RNA of Neltuma alba, 1695 nucleotides long. Its product is annotated as ATP synthase mitochondrial F1 complex assembly factor 2. The transcript has 4 exons. NCBI's taxonomy places the organism in Eukaryota, Viridiplantae, Streptophyta, Magnoliopsida, Fabales, Fabaceae. Bases 216 to 1217 code for a protein of 333 amino acids. Gene Ontology annotation, biological process: mitochondrial proton-transporting ATP synthase complex assembly. The record is from RefSeq and is a predicted model, not a curated record. Gene Ontology annotation, cellular component: mitochondrion.